AUUUUUUAAAACUCCAUGUUUCUCUCUCUCUGCAGAAAUAAAGAUUGCUUCAGAGUACGGAAACUAUUUGAACAGGCUUUUCGGUACAAGGACCCAUGCAAUGCGACCAAAGAAGAUUACCAGCCUUUAAUGGACCUGGCAAGAUAUUCCAUACCAUGCAACAAGUCCUUAUUUUGGAGCAAAACAAAUGAUCUGGCACAUCAUUACACGAAAACAAAUCAUAAUUUCCUUACCUUGGAAGAUACUUUGCUAGGCUACAUAGCCGAUGGGAUUACUUGGUGUGGAAAUCCCUCUGGUUCAGGAAUCAAUUAUGAAUCUUGUCCAAAAUGGACUGAGUGUGAAAAUAACCCCAGUUCAGUAUAUUGGAAAUUGGCAUCUAAGAUGGUAUGUUUUGCUGAUCUCUUCUCAGCCCCGAUGCUAAAUGUGCAUAACGUAUCAGUUUAAUGAAUCACUUUAAUG
This is a messenger RNA of Notechis scutatus (mainland tiger snake), 459 nucleotides long. The record is from RefSeq and is a predicted model, not a curated record. NCBI's taxonomy places the organism in Eukaryota, Metazoa, Chordata, Lepidosauria, Squamata, Elapidae.